AAGUCAUUCGCUGUUGUAAAUACACGGUUGUUUUGAGAACAUGUAAAGAAAGAGCCAACAGAGACCGUGAGGAGACAUGAAGGUGGAGACAAGAGUCAGCGACAUGCAGGGAGCUGCCGCAACACGCAGCAGCAGCAGCAGACAGGAGGGCCCUGGAGGACUGUGGGACUCUGUGAAGAAAGCUGCAGUGGUCAUUGGAUCCGGAAUCUUAUUCUUGGCUGCAUUCGGCAACUCACUGACAUGGCAUCUUCAGAGGUUCUGGGGAGCUUCAGGGGAUUUCUGGCAGGACUUGUGGACCAAGCUGUGUGGGACGUUUGAGGGUCAUGAGAGUGCGUUGUUCUACUUAGGGGCAACAGCGGUGCCGACUCUGGUGUUCUGGGGGACGAACUGUCUGUUGCUGUUGGUGGACACCACUGGUAAACCGUCCUUCAUCACUCGCUACCGCAUCCAGCCAGACAGGAAUAACCCGGUGGAUCCUGUUAAGCUUCUCCAUGUGAUGAAGACCGUCAUCUUCAACUAUGUGUUCAUCUCGGGGUCCAUGGUGGUGGUGGCUCACUACUUGAUGACCAUGAGAGGGAACCCCUGCGGCCCUGAGCUGCCCACCUUCCACUGGGCCCUGACUGAGCUGGCUUUCUUCUCCCUCUUGGAGGAAAUUAUGUUUUACUAUUCACACAGACUUUUCCACCACCCCAGCCUCUACAAGCGUUUCCACAAACAGCACCACGAGUGGACCGCUCCCAUUGGAGUCAUCUGCAUCUACGCUCAUCCUCUGGAGCAUAUGAUCUCCAACAUGUUGCCGGUGGCAAUCGGGCCGGUGAUCCUGGGCUCCCACCUGACCACCACCUGCAUGUGGUACAGCCUGGCUCUGGUCAGCACCACCAUCUCCCACUGUGGAUACCACCUGCCCUUCCUGCCCUCCCCCGAGUUCCAUGACUUCCACCACCUCAAGUUCAACCAGUGUUUCGGGGUCUUCGGCGUGCUGGAUCGGCUCCACGGCACAGACGCCAAAUUCAGGCAGACCAAGCAGUAUGAACGCCACACCCUGCUCACCGGUCUCACCCCGCUGAACGAGAGCAUCCCUGACACACCCAAGAAGGGCCAUUGAUGACCCCUGACCUUUUUAAACCUCGGGUUUAGCCACGUUUGGGAUAUGGGGAGAUGAGAUUCCCAAUCUUAAAUUGACAAUUAGAUUUGAAUUAUUUUAAUCUAGAAAACCUGUUGGUCAGUUUCAAACUGUGAAAGUCUGCCAACACUCUGCGGCCACCGACCUCAUUUUUUAAUUUUUCCAAUUAAAAAUGUACUUUAUUGCAAAUGUAACGCUGGGGUUUGUUUUUGUUUGGCCUCCAUGUUCACUGUUGAUUGUGGAGUCACCUUCCUCUGUGAUUUAUUUCUAACCUGUUCCCCAUCAUGAUUCCAUCUUCUCGUGACCCGGGUAGAUUUUCACUAAUGACGUUUGUUCUUUUCUUCAUGAAUCUCAUCUUUAACGUUAGUAAAGUCUAUAAUUCACAUGCACAUUAAUCUUAAAUCAUGUGUUGAUUCUUAGAAACACAUUUAGUAUUUUAGGUAAUGUUUAGUAA
Cottoperca gobio is the source of this 1577-nucleotide messenger RNA. RefSeq names its product fatty acid hydroxylase domain containing 2 (gene faxdc2). Gene Ontology annotation, molecular function: iron ion binding; oxidoreductase activity. NCBI's taxonomy places the organism in Eukaryota, Metazoa, Chordata, Actinopteri, Perciformes, Bovichtidae. The record is from RefSeq and is a predicted model, not a curated record. The coding region runs from base 77 to 1105 and encodes 342 amino acids. Gene Ontology annotation, biological process: lipid biosynthetic process. The transcript is spliced from 9 exons.